This is a messenger RNA of Arabidopsis lyrata subsp. lyrata, 729 nucleotides long. RefSeq lists its product as uncharacterized. The transcript has 3 exons. Lineage: Eukaryota; Viridiplantae; Streptophyta; Magnoliopsida; Brassicales; Brassicaceae. The record is from RefSeq and is a predicted model, not a curated record. The coding region runs from base 42 to 461 and encodes 139 amino acids.
AAACGAUAGGGGGAGAAUCGAGCAAGUUAGAGGAAGCAAAGAUGGAAUCCAUGGAAGCAUCAUCGAUGGUUCUCAAACCAUGCGUAGCGACGAAAGAAAGAGAUUCGAGCGAGUUUAAGGAGGCGGCAGAACCCAUGGAUGAUGUUUCUUCGGUCGUUGUCAAUUCUUACCUGACAAAGCGUAAGGCUGAGUUCGACCUGGAGGAGGAGGAACAGAACGUUGGUGAGAAUGAAGAAGGCAGUGAUGAGGAAUCCAAAAUGGAUGAGCCUGAGGCUAUAUUUGAUAUGUUAAUGAUGUGGACAGCUUCGAAGGUUUGGAGUAUUAUUCAUCUUCGGAUUUGGAACUUUCCUCUGAUGAGCAGCCUUAUUCCGACAUGGAAAAGGCUAAUAAACACUAUCACAUCUACAAACGCCAGAUCAUCGAGAGCAAGGGAUUUUACGCGGAGCGAGAGUUUAGCCUAGGUUAUAACUACAAGAGAAUCUUCCCAAUGAGUUUGGAGAAGGAAGCGCUUCAUGGUAAAACCUUUCGUGAGUUCUGGGAAGAGAUGGUCUAUGUUUGUCUCCAAAAACACAACCAAGUCAAGUUGUGAGGGGGUAAUUGUCACGGAGGACCGAGAGCAAAGUCAUACAUUACAUUUAUGGCGAGGGAAAAGCCGGAUGGACCUCUUGUGGAGUAUCAAGCCAAGUCUAUGCUUACUUUGGACGGCAAGAUACAUCCCAUCCUCUGUAG